Molecule: messenger RNA, 3540 nt
Organism: Puntigrus tetrazona (Sumatra barb)
Lineage: Eukaryota; Metazoa; Chordata; Actinopteri; Cypriniformes; Cyprinidae
Product: cadherin-related family member 1
Exons: 17
Coding region: 66-2675 (869 amino acids)
Biological process (GO): homophilic cell-cell adhesion
Cellular component (GO): catenin complex; plasma membrane
Molecular function (GO): cadherin binding; calcium ion binding
Source: RefSeq, a predicted model, not a curated record
CAGACGAGCAGGAGCUGCAGAGCUCUCCAUAUGAUCCUUCAGUGUCUGUGCACUUUCUCUACAGGAUGAAGAGUAUGAAGAAAAAACAGACUUUUAUUCUUCUCAUGGCACUGUGCAUGUGUAUGGGACAAUCUGACUUUGCACCGUAUUUCUAUGAUAACGGAGCUGGAAGCAGCAACGGAAACAUGGCGUUAUUCAGCAUCGCUGAAGACACAUCUGUUGGGACUCAUGUUUACACACUAAACGGCACUGACCCCGAAGAAGAGCCGGUGACCUACGGCAUGACCUUUGAUAAGAGCUCCAAAGAGUUCUUCAGCGUUGAGCCCAAAUCAGGGAAUGUGACUCUAAUACAAGCCCUGGACAGAGAGGUUCAGGAUGAGAUCAUUGCAUUUGUGACCAUCACAGAUGGGAGAAAUAAGGUUGUAGAAAAUGUCAGAGUGUUUAUCACCGAUGCUAAUGAUGAAAAGCCUGAGUUUCUGAAUCAGCCACUCAUAGUUGAUGUUCCUGAGGAUGCAGCCUCGGGCAGCAGCAUCUACAGAGUCCAGGCGGUCGACAGAGACCUCGGGUCAGGAGGAAGUGUCAGCUACUACCUGCAGUCGAUGCCCAGCACUAAAUUCACUAUCGAUGGUCACAGUGGAGUUCUGCGCAUCAGACCCGGAGAAUCGCUGGACUACGAGCUCUCCAGGACUCAUUUUGUCACUGUGGUUGCGAAGGAUGGUGGAGGUAAAUAUUAUGGGAGAUAUCAGGUCAUGACCUCCACAGCCAUCAUAACCGUCAAUGUCCUCGAUACCCAGGAUUCUCCUCCAGUUUUUAUUGGCACUCCAUAUUUUGGAUUUGUGUAUGAAGUCUCUAUGCCAGGUUCAGAGAUAUUCACGGUUUCUGCUAAAGACGGCGACCAGAACAACCCCAACGCCAUCCAUUACUCCAUUUUGAGCGGCAGCGACGGCUUUUUCAGCAUCAACAGCACGAGCGGCUGUAUCAGCUUGACAUCAUUUCCUGUACAGCUGAGAAACGAGUUAUAUGAGAUAAAAGUCAAGGCUGCAGAGGUUGGAGCCGACAGGUUUUCAGACUCCAGCGUGACCACGGUCACUGUUCGUGUGGUGGACCUCAACAACCACCCGCCCACGUUCUACGGCGAGAACAGCCCUCAGAACCGCUUUGAGCUGACCAUGUACGAGCAUCCGGCGGAAGGAGAGAUUCUCCGCGGUCUGAAGAUCACGGUUAACGACUCGGACCAGGGAGCAAACGCUAAGUUCAGGCUCUUGUUGGUGGGACCUUCUCGAGUUCUCCGUGUGGUUCCUCAGACAGUUCUCAAUGAAGCUCAGGUCACCAUCAUUGUGGAAAACUCGUCUGCCAUCGACUAUGAAAAAUACCAGUUCCUAACAUUCAAGCUGUUAGCGGUGGAGACUGACACUCCCGAGCGCUUCAGUGCCACUGCAGAUAUCGUGAUCAAUCUUCUGGACACAAACGACAACAUCCCAAAGUUCUCCUCUGAGUUUUACAUCGCCAGGAUCCCUGAGAAUUCCCCAGGAGGCUCCAAUGUCGUCUCAGUGACCGCAACAGACCCGGAUUCAGGGCUUUGGGGAGAAGUGAAAUAUUCCAUCUAUGGCUCUGGCGCUGAUCUGUUUCUCAUUCAUCCCACGUCUGGCAUCAUUUACACGCAGCCCUGGGCCUCUUUAGACGCUGAAGUGAAGUCAAAAUAUAACUUCUAUGUGAAAGCUGAAGACACUGAGGGCAAAUACAGCCUCGCAGAGGUCUUUGUGACGGUGCUGGAUCAAAAUGACCACCCACCAGAAUUCAACCAAAACUUCCUAGAGAAGACCAUGAUCAUUGGGGCACCAGUGAAAAUAGAGGCUGUGGAUGAGGACGCAGAGGAACCCAAUAACUUGAUUGAAUAUUCCAUCAUGAAAGCCGAUCCAGACAACAUUUUCGACAUUAACACCUCCACAGGAGAGAUUAAGCUCAAACCGUACAUCAAGUCUAUGGAGAUCGUGCAGAACAUCACCAAACAGAAAGACUGCCGGUGGUCUGUGGUGGUCCAGGCUCGUGAUCGAGGCUCUCCAUCCUUCAGCACAACGGCGGUUGUGAAAAUAGACAUCACGGAUGCGAAUCGUCUCAAAGGGCCCAUGGCUGCUUUUCUAAUGCAGAGCCGAGACAAUCCAGUGAAAGCUCUUGGCCUGGCUGUCAGCAUUAUUACCGUGAUGGUUUUGGUGACAGUUAUGAUCUCCACGAUCAUGUACUUUCGCAACACAAAGUCUAACAGGAUCACGCCGGCACGCCGCAUCAUUCGCAGAAGGCCCAAAGAGCCUCAGCGCUGGACCUUCAGGCUCUGGUCUGGACGUAGCGAUCAGAAAUUUGGGAAGUUCUUGACUGAUGAUGAGACGAGCUCCAGCAGAGCAGAGCCUCUGACCCCCAGCGCUCCGGUCCUCCCGCCUCCGCCUCCGGUCCACUCCCGGCCCAGCGAGUGGCUGCGGUCAGUGCCCACUGUGUCCGGAUCGCUGGCCUCCAGGAACACCAGCCGCAGCUCCAGCUGGAGGACCAGACAAACCACUGACGCCGCCCAGAGAUCUGGACAGAACAAAGAUGGCAGUGGCAUCAGCUCCGCUCUUGUGUCCGAGCUUAAAAUGAGAAUAGAACAGAAAAUCAAUGAGGCAAAUCAAGGCUACUAUUACUGACACAAUGACCGGUGUGAGAGGUGGAUACCAACAUGUGUGUUUUUAUGGACCGCUGGACAUUUGAUGCUGCAAACAAUUUGCUGAGAAGAAUGCUGCUUUUUUUUGUUUUUAAAGUGUUUUUGAAGUGGCAGUCUGGUAUACCCGAAGUGUUUUUCAACAUGCAGUACAGUCAUUUAAGAUCUGGCUGGUAUUCUUACAAGAAAAAAUACCUUAAAAAUGCUAAGAAACUUGCCAAUGCUGGUAUAUGCACAUACCAUGUGUGUUUGUAAACAGAAAGCAGCUACUUGAUGCUCUUUAUUUCAGUAAUGUUCACCUCAAGCUCCUUGGCCUUGCUGUGCUUCUUAGACCCAUUUAUGCAUUAGUUAUAGAUCUGCAAAAGUAAAGCAAACUCCACUGUAAUCUCAUAAUUAGCACCAUACUGCCAUCUUUAGGUUUCCUUCAAUUUAAUCUGAAUCUAACCAUGAAUGUUAGAAGAACUUGUAACAACCCUUUCUGAUUUCUACUGAUUAUUUAUGUGAUAUUGCAUGUACUUUGUGUCUGACUGUAUUUCUUCAGCCUUGAGGAUCUUUGGUAAAAGUCUGCAGACUGUAUGGACAUUGGACUCUCAUUUGUAGUUACUGCUGUCAAACCUUUUUUUUAUUAUUGUAAUUAUUGUUUUAUAAAGAGUUUUUCACUGAUAUUUUGAAAGUUUUUGAAUUUUCCUGUACAUUUUCUGAGAAAGAGAGCAGAUGAACAUCCAUGUGCUAUUUGCUGUAAGGCAUUUCUGAAUGUUAAAUGUGUUCAUUAGGAAUCAUCAUAUCAAGUCUGUGCUUUAGAAAUAAAACAUUUUUAAAAGUGUUAUCUAAAGAAAUUAAAAGAGACUCAU